AUGCGACGCGCGCGCCUUUCGGUGGUGGGGGGGCGUGAAAACCCGCGCUUAGUCAGCUCUAAACUGACGCCGGGGCGUCAGUGUAUUGGGACCCCUAGCAAAGUCAUCCGCUCCUACCGUGGAAAUUCUCUCCGUUUCUCAUCACGCGACAGAACGUUCGAGAAAUUUUACAAAGAGGUAGAUGGCAACAAUAUCAAGCCUUUCGGAACCUAUGUAGGGCGAGCAGAUAAGGAAUAUUGCUGGCUUCGACAACUUAUAAAGAAAUACAAGAAUAUCAAACAUGCAGAAAGAGAGUCUCUUAUUGGCGAUGAGAGGUUUCUGAAUGCUAUGGGAUAUAAGAUUUCGGAGACACAGGAGCCUCUGGAGACUGUCAACCAAGCCCUUAGUACAUUAUUGAGUAUCAAGAUCAAUGAGGUAAAUUUCAAGUUAAGGGCUUUACACGUUUAAAUACUAACGAGGCUAUGUAGAUGACGAACAAAAAGACUGAGGCGUACUGGACGACCAUGCGUGAGAAGUAUCCUCAAAUGGAAACAGAGGGUUAUGUUAGUAUUAUCUAUGUUUCUUUGUCCUACAGCACAUUCUACACUAGAGAUGUUUUAUGAUUCUAACAUGACGUUUUAGGAAUUCGACGCGGAACGGUUGCGAAUUGCCGAGUACGAAAAAUAUACGAACAAUCCAAAAAUGUAUGUUUAGGAAUUCGUAGAGGAGCACAAUAGGAACUUAGAGGAUAUCUUAGAAGAGCUAGAAGAAAGAAGUAUAAGCAACCUUAAGGGACAUGACGAUAGCGAUUCUGUUCUCUAUAGGGAAGGAAGUAAGGACGAUGUUGCGCAAGAUAAUACAAAUAGUGGCGAGGAUGAACUUAAUGAACCAGAGAGUGACUUUGAGGAAGAUUGUGUAGAAUACUAGCUAGAACCCGAAUAUGUGUUAAUAGUGGAGGGGGAAUUGCCACAUAUUGAGGGAAGAUUAGAAGAGCUACAUAUCAGUAAGAACUGAAUAUGAGGAUAUGUUCCGGUAUCACUGGUAUGGGAGGGAAUCUUCUUCGGCGGUCUGGUUACUCUGUUGUACAAUAAAUUUUAUCUAGUACGCCAAAAUGCAUUAAGGGGGUGUUUGGCUCGUGUAAUUUAGAGAUUUGCAC
Hymenoscyphus albidus is the source of this 1135-nucleotide messenger RNA. The record is from the annotation of a GenBank genome assembly. Lineage: Eukaryota; Fungi; Ascomycota; Leotiomycetes; Helotiales; Helotiaceae.